UGCACCAUGGCUUCACACAAACGUGGAUGAAAACAGAUCAGUAUCUUAUCAGUCGUAUCCAAAGACAAAUACAGAUGUGUGUAGUAGUUUCCACUUCUGUGAAAUCUAAUCUGGAGAGAGUAUUUCCUACAACCUGACGAUAAUAUGAAAUCCCGGUCCAAGAGUUUGGUGAUGGGUGAACAGCAGACUGGGCUGCCGUUAAGACCAGCUUCUCCUAGCCCACAGGAACGAGUGCUCAAGUGCGGUUGGCUGAAGAAGCAGAGGAGCAUCAUGAAGAACUGGCAGCAGCGGUGGUUUGUGCUACGUGGGGACCAGCUCUUUUACUAUAAAGAUGAGGAGGAAACCAAACCUCAGUUUCAAGAUGGCACCCCCUCCCCCACAAAAGGAGCACUUUCGGGCCAAGGAGAGGGACUUCACAUGGCAAAGGGUUUCAUUCCACUACAAGGCAAUCAGGUGAGCGAGCUGGCACCUAAUCUUGAUGAACCAGGAAAACACCUCUUUGAAAUUGCCCCAGGUGGUUCUGGGGACCGGGAAAAGAUGCCUGUCAAUCACGAGGCUUUUCUGCUCAUGGCUAAUUCCCAGAAUGAAAUGGAAGAUUGGGUGAAAGCCAUCCGACGGGUCAUAUGGGCUCCGUUUGGUGGAGGGAUCUUCGGGCAGCGUUUGGAGGACACAGUGCAAUAUGAGAGGAAAUAUGGCCAGCGGCUAGCCCCACUGCUUGUGGAGCAAUGUGUGGAUUUCAUUCGGGAACGAGGCCUCACUGAGGAAGGGCUGUUCCGAAUGCCCGGCCAAGCCAACCUAGUCAAGGACCUUCAGGAUUCCUUUGACUGUGGGGAGAAGCCCCUCUUUGACAGCAACACUGAUGUUCACACUGUGGCCUCCCUCCUGAAGCUUUACCUCCGAGAGCUGCCGGAACCUGUAAUCCCCUUUGCCAAAUAUGAAGACUUCCUCUCUUGUGGACAGCUGCUCUCCAAAGAUGAGGGCGAGGGUACCCAGGAGCUGGUCAAGCAAGUAAAGAAUCUGCCCCCAGCCAACUACAACCUCCUCAAGUACAUAUGCAAGUUCCUCGAUGAAGUUCAGUCUCACUCCAGCAUAAACAAAAUGAGCGUCCAGAACCUUGCCACAGUCUUUGGACCAAAUAUACUGCGACCCAAAAUGGAAGAUCCAGUGACCAUGAUGGAAGGCACCUCACUGGUUCAGCACCUGAUGACUGUUCUGAUAAGCGAGCAGGGGCGGAUCUUUGCUGUUCCACAGGCUGAUGCAUCAGGAAGCCAGCCCGCAGCCUGGCCUGCACACCUGCGUAGCACUGUGGAAUGGAUCUCUGAAGAAGACAGCGAGGAAAGCCGAUCAGAGCACAGUGCCCCCAGCCCUGGUGACCUGCAUCCUGGCAGCGCUGUGGUCUUGAAUGCUGUGCCUGGCUCUCUGACUAAAAUCACCCCUCAGGAGCGCAGCGGCAAAGUGAGCCAGCCAGCUACCAGCCCCAGCAAAAGAGUGCAAACAUUGCCCCCCUGGAAAUACUCCUUUCGCCAGCAGGGGGCACGGUCUGUGAGCCCCAAGCUGGGCAGCUCAUCCUUAGAUAUCCCCAAUCUGUCCUCUGGUGGGAACUGGCUGAUGAAUGGAUUGUACUCUCUCCGAGGGCACCGCCGGACCUCCUCUGGGGAACGGGUAAAAGACUCAGGUUCGUCCCAGAGACUCUCUACCUAUGACAACGUGCCCUCCUCCAGCCUCUCUCUCAGCACACACAGCAUUGCCAGCACCACAUGGUCAACGUCAUCCUGUGAAAUCUCCGUCAUGGACUCUGUCAGCAGCUGCCCAGCCUGUCGGGCCAGCGACACCUCAGCCUUAAGCUCUUUCCGAACUGAGUGGGCUACUCAGGGCUCGCUGUCGCAAAGCGAAGUCAAGACUGUGGAUCUGGACAACAGCCUUCAAAGGCUUGAAGCAUGCAGCAGUAGCAGUGAGCUUAGUGACCCUGCCACUGCUUCCAGAGACUCUGCCAAGUGCUCCAGAGCCCUGCAGAGCUUGGUGGCAGAGCUAAAGACAGAACUGAGCAAACAGAGGACUGAGUACGAGUCUAGUAUGAAAAGAAUUGAAGAAAAAAGUGCAGACCUGAAAAAGCAAGUGACAAAAUUGGAGGAAGAGUUGGACCAAGAGCAAAAGAAAUACAUGAUGCUGGAGAUCAAAUUGAGGAAUUCGGAGCGAGCACGUGAAGAUGCUGAAAAGAGAAACCAUCUCCUACAGAAGGAAAUGGAAGAUUUUUUUUCAACAUUAGGGAAUUUAACUGUUGGGAGCCAGGGAGCUAAUGUCCCCAAAUAGAGAAAGCUGACAGGCAUGACAGAACAUGAGAGUAAAAAAAAUAAGAUUGAAAGAAAGCAGUCCAUCUGUGCACAUUUUGAUCCAGUUUACUCAUGCAUCAUGAGUAAUUCUGCAGCGAUUUCAUGGUCUCAGUGACUUUUAUGCUGUGGUCUUUGGUUUACAUAUAAUAGCAUACUUGGACUGUCAGGGAAAUUGACUGCUAAAGGCAAUGCUCAAAAAUGCAGAUACCACAUCACAGAGUGUCUGUGGAGGAGAUGGAGCCUCUCUCCCCAAAGGUCAAAGGGACUUUCUGGUUUGCCAUAGAAAUGUCACUGGUUUUGGCUUUAUUGCACCAUCCCUUUGCUGAUCCAGGGACAAUAGAUAUGCACACAACAUCAGAAAGUGAAUGGCUCUUCAGCCAGCCAGAGCUGAGUGAGCACAGUUUUAGUUUGUCACAGUGUAUAGCUCAUGUGGUGAAUUAGGUUGAACUUGAUAGUUAUGUUCUCCGUUCAUCAUGAUAUUUGUUUAAAAAAAAAUAUGCUUGGUUAAAAAUCUUAUCCCUGUACCCAGUAUCAUUUUACAAAGGUGUCUUGCAAAACUGGCCUAAAACCACUUAAAGGCAUUUGAAAAUCUGACACUUUACUAAGGUUGUCAUCUGAUUAGCAAAAGCCUAUGACUCCAAUAUUAUUUGCACCAAAUGUGACUUACUGAAAUUGUAUGUGAUUAAUAAACACUUUGGCUGAGCAAACUGCAUAGAGAUGUAACUAUGCAGGUCUUGCUGCAGGUGUCUUUACAGCCCAUGAUUUCUCUCAUUUUU
Messenger RNA from Alligator sinensis (Chinese alligator), 3106 nucleotides. RefSeq names its product Rho GTPase activating protein 22 (gene ARHGAP22). The transcript has 11 exons. Gene Ontology annotation, molecular function: GTPase activator activity. NCBI's taxonomy places the organism in Eukaryota, Metazoa, Chordata, Crocodylia, Alligatoridae. Gene Ontology annotation, cellular component: focal adhesion. Bases 145 to 2310 code for a protein of 721 amino acids. Gene Ontology annotation, biological process: activation of GTPase activity; signal transduction. The record is from RefSeq and is a predicted model, not a curated record.